Messenger RNA from Trichoderma atroviride IMI 206040, 1528 nucleotides. NCBI's taxonomy places the organism in Eukaryota, Fungi, Ascomycota, Sordariomycetes, Hypocreales, Hypocreaceae. The record is from RefSeq and is a predicted model, not a curated record.
AUGGUGCUGUGUUCUUUCUCUUUUGCUUCUUUCUGGUCCAGCCGUGGAAAGACAUGUCCAAAUGCGUCAUGGCACCAGAAUCUCGACAUGGUGAUGGUGCCAGAAGCGUCCAGUACGAAGCCCAAAACGAAGCUGCAAUUUACAGGUCCCUUGCAGGCCAAAUUACGGCCCGGCUUAGCGCUGCCCAUCACAGUUUCCGCUGCAAUCGACCCCUUUUUUGCCCGCCACAGCGCUCUCGAUCCCGCGGCGGCUGCUACAGUCACUAGAAGUACAGCAGAACCCCGCCUCCACAAGCCUCCAACUGCAACUCGUUUUGCGUGUUUGUUUUCUGCUGAGCACGGCACAUGCAUCAUGGCGUCCUACUCGACUGAUCCCGCGCUGUACAUCUACACCUCCCUGACUGCGGGCUCCUCACACAUCGUCACCGCGACCUCACGCCUCGAGACGAUCCUGCGCGCCAACAAAGUCCCGUUCAAGGCCAUCGACAUCGCCACCGAUGACAAGGCGCGCAUGCUUUGGGGCCGCCGAGCCGGCAAGGACGAGAAUGGCAGGGCGAGGAAGUUUCCGGCGCUGGUGCAGGAGGGGCUGGUUCUAGGGGAUAUCGUGGAAAUCGAAGAGUGGAACGAAUAUGGCGAGCUGAAGCAGCACGUCAAGAUUUACUACGACGAAAGCACCAUCCCCGACAUCGAGCACAAAUAUCCAGAGCCGGUCAAGAAGAAGAAGACGGUCAAGAAGUCUGCUGUCGCCAAGGCUGCGGCGGCGGCGGCCACUGAAGCAAAGGCUGCUGCCGAUGCACCUGCCGCUGCCGCUGCGCCUCCGCCUCCCCCUGGACCCGUUCCCGAGCCCAAGGUUGGUUCAAUGCCGAGAGCCAGCGUUGAGUCUGUGCGAUCGGUCGCCGAUGAAGCUGCGGCAAAGGCUAAGGAGCUUCGCCUGAACGCUCUUCGGGAAAAGGUGCACGGGAAGAAGACGGAGGAGCCGAAAGACGAGACAAAGGAGGAGAAGACAGAAGCGAGCGAAGAGACCAAGGAGCCAGCAGAGGAACCGGCCAAGGUAGAGGAGACUAAAGAACCAGAGGCUGAGAAGAUUGUGGAACCAGCCAAGGUUGAAGAGCCCGCGGUUGAAGAGCCCACGGUUGAAGAGACCAAGGCAGAGGAGACCAAGGCAGAGGAGACCAAAGUCGAAGAGCCCAAGGUUGAAGAGCCCAAGGUUGAAGAGCCCAAGGUUGAAGAGCCCAAGGUCGAAGAGCCCAAGGUCGAAGAGCCCAAGGUUGAAGAGCCCAAGGUCGAAGAGACCAAGGUAGAGGAAACCAAGGUUCAAGAGGUUCCCGCCAAGGUAGAGGAAACCAAGGCAGAGAAGACCAGUGAACCAGAGGUUGAGAAGAAAGAAGAAGCUGAAAAGGAGAUUGAGCAAGCCAAAGAAGAGGCCCCUAGCAAAGACGAAGCUGAAGUCAAAGAAGAUAAGACUGAGAAGCCCGAAGUUGAGGAGAAGAAGGCUGAAGAGAAGGUUGACGAAGAAAAGACCAAGGAAG